AUGCCCCUAACCAUCGAUUCCGUCUUCCAAGCGCCCGCGCGGGAUACAUACAAAUUCCCGUCUCGCCGGAGCGUCGUUCACAGUACCGAGGGUAUUGUCAGUUGCUCGCAGCCUCUGGCCGCCAAAUGCGGCCUUGAAGUUCUCCGUGCAGGAGGAAAUGCAGCAGACGCAGCUGUUGCUGUUGCCGCCGGCCUGAACCUCACGGAGCCCUGCUCUACUGGUAUCGGUGGCGACAUGUUCAUCCUCUUUUGGGACGCCAAGAACAAGCAGGUCAAGGCUAUGAACGGCUCUGGCCGCUCCGGCGCGCAGUACACGCUCGACCACGUCCGCGGCAAGCUUGGCCUCCAGGACGGCGAGAUCGGUGCCAUUCCCAAACAGAGCCCAUUCUCCAUCACCGUUCCUGGCGCCGCUGCCGGCUGGGUCGAUACGGUUGAGAAAUUCGGGAGUGGCCGGGUCGACCUCGCCCGGAUCCUCGCACCCGCGAUUGCGCUCGGCGAAAAGGGCUUUCCCGUCUCUGAGGACGCAGCCUACAGCUGGAUGGCCUCGGAGAAGCAAAUACGGAGUGCCUCGCCCAACUUUGCAGAGAUGUUCAAAAAGGACCCUAAGGCGGAGCAGGGUGUGCGCGCCCCGCGGCCGGGCGAGAUCAUGAAGAACCCAACGCUGGCGCAUACAUUUCGCACACUAGCUGCAGAGGGCAAGGCCGGCUUCUACAGCGGCCGCAUAGGCGCCGAGCUUGUGAAGGUAGUUCAGGAUCUCGGCGGCAGCCUGACGCUGGACGACCUGCAGCACCACCUCGAUGCAGGUAGCGAAGCCGUGGAGCCCAUCUCGCUCAAGUUCCGUGGACAGGGCCAGGACCCCGACGCCGGUAUUGAGUUGUGGGAGCACCCACCAAACGGACAAGGCAUCGUCGCGCUCAUGGCGCUGGGCAUCAUCCAGGAACUAGAGAAGCAAGGCAAGAUCCCGACAUUCCAGCCUGCGCACUUUAACACCGCAACCUACCUGCACGCUAUCAUUGAGGCGCUGCGUAUUAGCUUCGCCGAUGGGAGCUGGUUCAUCGCAGACCCGAAUGCCAGUCUAGUCCCUACCGCAGAGCUGAUUUCCGAGGCAUACCUUGCCGAGCGAGCUAAGCUCUUUAACCCGGCAAAGGCCUUUAAUGCAGUAGACCAUGGAGACCCGGUAUCUAUAUCCCCCGCGCUGCGCAGCAGUGACACGGUGUACUUUACCGUCGCCGACUCUGAGGGCAAUGCGGCGUCUUUUAUCAACUCCAACUACGCUGGGUUCGGCACAGCCGUGAUCCCUGCAGGCUGCGGCUUCACGCUUCAGAACCGUGGCGCCAACUUCUCCCUAACGCCAGGUCACCCUAAUGUGCUCGCACCGCGCAAGCGCCCGUACCACACCAUCAUCCCAGCGCUUGCAACCAACAUCAAGGACAACUCGUUACACUCGGCAUUCGGCGUGAUGGGCGCCUUUAUGCAGCCGCAAGGCCACGUGCAAGUGCUGCUAGGCCAGGUCGUCGGGCGGCUGACGCCGCAGCAGGCGCUGGAUGCGCCGCGUAUUUGUAUCGGUGCUGGCUACGAUCAGCCGGGCAACACGACGGGAUGGACGGUGAGUGUUGAGGAGGGCAUGCCGGCAGAAACUAUUGAAGGCCUGAAGCAGCUAGGACAUAACGUAGUUGUCGUUACUGGGUCUGGUCGCUCGCUCUUUGGACGCGGCCAAAUAAUUCGUUACGUGAUCGAUCCGGUCGACAAGACGCCAUUGUGGUCUGCUGGUAGUGAUCCCCGUGCAGACGGUGCGGCAUAUCCUCUGUGA
Molecule: messenger RNA, 1809 nt
Organism: Cordyceps militaris CM01
Lineage: Eukaryota; Fungi; Ascomycota; Sordariomycetes; Hypocreales; Cordycipitaceae
Product: acylase ACY 1
Exons: 4
Coding region: 1-1809 (602 amino acids)
Source: RefSeq, a predicted model, not a curated record